GGAGGAUUCUGCAAGAGAGAGAGAGAGAGAGAGACUGUCACCGAUGUCGUAUUGCUUGGACGGGGUAUUUUUAACACGCAAUCUGCCGAACACAGCAGGACAAUUCUUUUAGGGUUUCUCUACAUCUCCCAGUCGAUUUGGAUCGUGUGCAUACGCCAUCGACGUCGAGAACAGCUUUUGCAUGUGGGCAACUGAAGGUUUCGGUGUGUUGUUCAUCACGCAACUCGAUUCCUGCAAGAAUUGGUUGAUUAGAGCGCUUGUGUGCCAUGCUCGCAGGGGUUGCAUCGCCCACAUCCGCAUGGUGGAUUUAUGUAAGUAGGAGCCGUAGUGGAGGGGAUAGAGCUUCGACGAGGAGUUGGGAAACUUUUGAUUAGAGCGAGGGUAGACAGAUUUCAAUCGGGCGUCACGAUGAGGCUACUAACGCAGCGCAGCAUGGAGUUGGCAGUUCGAAUGUCAGGGGAGCUGCAGUACAUGAUCGAGUUGUCCGUAGUGCCGGUGAUGAAGGUGCUGACGAUGUGUGCAUUAGGCACGCUUCUAGCGCAACCUAAGGUCAACAUCAUUAAUCCCGCUGCGACGAGGCUGUUGAGCAAGCUCGUCUUUGCUCUGUUCCUGCCGUGCUUGAUCUUCACAGAGCUUGGCGAGUCGAUGACCUUUCAAAACAUGCUUCACUGGUGGUUCAUCCCGGUGAACGUGAUGUUAAGUUACUUCAUCGGUUGCGUAGCAGGGGUGCUUGUAGCUCUAAUUUGCAAGCCACCAGCGCAAUUCUUCAGGUUCACAGUGGUGAUGACAGGGAUCGGGAAUUCCGGCAACCUUCCACUUGCAAUCAUCGGAUCGAUAUGCCACGGUCAAUCGCAACCGUUUGGCAACAAAUGCAACCAGUCUGGGGUGGCGUACGUAGCCUUUUCGCAGUGGAUUGCAGUGAUCGUGCUCUAUACGUUCGUGUAUCACAUGCUAGAACCUCCCGAGGAGUUUUAUGAGUUAGUGUCGGACGAGGGAGAACUAGAUGCGUCGGUGAAAAGGAAUAAUGUGGCCCUCGCAGCCCUGGAGACAGAAGAGUCAAUGCCUUCGGUGACGUCUGCGGAGUGGCCGGGUGUGUUCAGUGCUAUGACGGAAGAGUCGCGGACACCGCUGCUGUCCCGCGUUUUCCGGUAUCCUUCAGUAUCGUCACAUUCAUCAGCAGUGGAGGGAGACGGAGACAGUCCCAGAGCACGUGUCCGGUGUCUGGCGGAGCCUCGCGUGGUGAGGAAGAUUCGUGUGGUUGCUGAGAAGACCCCGAUCCGGCAUUUAAUGCAGCCUCCGAUCAUAGCGUCUGUGUUGGCCAUCUUUGUGGGGAUAUUUCCCAAUACCAACGCGCUGCUGUUCGGAGAUGACGCACCUCUGGGGUGGUUCACGGACAGCUUGACCAUACUGGGUGCAGCACUAGUACCGUGCGUGAUGUUGGUGCUGGGUGGAACGCUGUCAGUAGGGCCUGGCAGCUCGGAGCUGGGAAUGAGGACCACGAUCGGCAUCUCGGUGACUCGUCUGGUGUUGCUGCCGCUAAUAGGUAUCGGCGUCGUGUUGCUUGCGCACAAGCUGGGCGUUAAUCCUCACGGGGACAAGAUGUUAAUGUUCGUUCUCCUGCUGCAACAUACGAUGCCGACGGCGAUCCUGUCGGGCGCCAUGACGAGCAUGCGCGGGUAUGGUGAGCGGGAAGCUUCGGCACUUUUGUUCUGGCAACACGUAUCUGCGGUGGUGACGAUUGCCGCGUACAUCCUGAUUUACCUGAAGAUUGUAACCCAGCUUUAGGUUGUGAAGAACGUUGACCUGAUUUGACUGGGAAGCAGGCGAUGUCCACACAGGGAUGCCGAGAUUCUUUGUAGGCUGAUCUGCAAAUAAUCUGAAGCAGCGGGAGUUGGAGCACGAUAGCAUGUUGCAGGAGGUAAUCCUGGCCGCAUUGCGUGGGAGGCAAGUGUAGAAAGAUAUAUUGGUUUGGCGAAAUGAUGUAGAAUAAUGGAUGUCUAGUUCCAGACCGAUCAAGUAACUUGUGCCGCGGGUGAUGCCCUUAAAGGGUUAGUGCCACAGCCGACGUUAGGCCAAGGAGUCGCUGGCUCGGUGUUGUGGAUGUACUAGAUGAACCCGUGUCCUUGUCACGGAAAGUGUGAUUCAAAUGAAGAUAUUUUUGAAAGUUA
Molecule: messenger RNA, 2168 nt
Organism: Physcomitrium patens
Lineage: Eukaryota; Viridiplantae; Streptophyta; Bryopsida; Funariales; Funariaceae
Product: protein PIN-LIKES 2
Biological process (GO): endoplasmic reticulum to cytosol auxin transport
Cellular component (GO): membrane
Source: RefSeq, a predicted model, not a curated record